AUGGCUAUGGAAGCACUUAACUCACCCACCACCGCUACUCCUUUCACUCCCUUCGAGGAACCCAAUCUCAGUUACCUCGAUACACCGUGGACCAAAGGUAAACGUUCUAAGCGCUCUCGUAUGGAUCAAUCUUCAUGCAGUGAAGAAGAGUAUCUCGCUCUUUGUCUCAUCAUGCUCGCUCGCAGCGGCAACAACUCCGCCGCCAAACAGACUCUAUCUGAUACUGAAUCGGCGCCGGCGCCGCUAACCACCGAUAAACUCAGUCACAAAUGCUCUGUCUGCAAUAAAGCUUUUUCAUCUUACCAAGCACUCGGAGGACACAAAGCCAGCCACCGGAAACUCCUUAUGUCAACGCCUGAAGAUCAGAAACACACCGCCACCACCACCACCUCAUCUGCCGUGACUACCAGCUCUGCAUCCAAUAAGAUCAAGACUCACGACUGUUCCAUCUGUCACAAAUCCUUCCCUACCGGACAGGCUUUGGGUGGACACAAGCGUUGCCACUACGAAGGCGGUGCAGGCGGCGGAGCCGGAAGUAGCGCCGUAACCGCCUCUGAAGGAGUUGGAUCCUCUCACAGCCAGCACCGAGAUUUUGAUCUUAACCUCCCGGCUUUUCCGGACUUUUCAAAGAAGUGUUUCGUGGAUGACGAGGUUUCCAGCCCUCUACCUGCAGCCAAGAAGCCAUUUCUUUUCAAGAUUGAAAUUCCUCAACACUGA
Vicia faba (fava bean) is the source of this 717-nucleotide messenger RNA. NCBI's taxonomy places the organism in Eukaryota, Viridiplantae, Streptophyta, Magnoliopsida, Fabales, Fabaceae. The record is from the annotation of a GenBank genome assembly.